Messenger RNA from Motacilla alba alba, 3507 nucleotides. RefSeq names its product cadherin 17 (gene CDH17). Bases 270 to 2771 code for a protein of 833 amino acids. Gene Ontology annotation, cellular component: adherens junction; catenin complex; plasma membrane. Gene Ontology annotation, biological process: calcium-dependent cell-cell adhesion; homophilic cell-cell adhesion; adherens junction organization. The record is from RefSeq and is a predicted model, not a curated record. Gene Ontology annotation, molecular function: calcium ion binding; cadherin binding. NCBI's taxonomy places the organism in Eukaryota, Metazoa, Chordata, Aves, Passeriformes, Motacillidae. The transcript has 18 exons.
AAGACUGUGAAUUACCGUGGAGCUACCUUGCUUCCUUACAGGGCUGCUGUUUCGUACCACACCUAGUCAUUAGAAUCAAUAAUUGUCCUGCAGUUAAUGUUUGAGCUGCUGAAUCUCUGAGGGCAAGUCUGAGGAACUAUAAACUGGAUAAGCACAGACAGACAUCAGCAAGCUGUGCAAAGGUGAUUCCCACAGCUGAAAGAAAGAAGCAUUUUUGCAGCAAAAUAAGCUUUUCAUGUUACAGGAGCUGAAGCAAAGCAUAUUCCAGUAUGCUUAAGCUGUGUGGACUUCAAUUUCUGCUUCUCAUUCACUUGGCUAUGUGGCUCAGUCUGGAGGGCCUGAGAGUAAGUGGGCCUCUGAAGGACAUGGACUUCUCUGUUCAAGAAGGAGGGGGUCCACGCAUCCUUCACCAGUUCAAACUUGAGCCACCUGCUGUGAGUUUCAACAUGUCUGGUGAAAAAGCUGGAAUUAUUGACAUUGAGCCGAGGACAGGAAUCCUGUACAUCAAUGGGUCUCUGGACUGGGAGACCCAAAAAGUGCACAAGCUGCAGGUGGAAAGUCUAGAUGAGAGUGGAAAGAGAGUUAAAGGUCCAUAUAAUGUUACAAUAUAUGUGGAGGACAUCAAUGACAACCCACCAGAAUUUAACCAGACAAAGUACUACGGAGUAGUGAGGCAGAACUCUCGUCCAGGCAAGCCCUUCAUGUAUGUCCAUGCCACUGACCGUGAUGAUCCUACAACUCUCCAUGCACAGCUGUCCUAUAGCAUUCUCCAUCAUUUUCCCAACCCUUAUGAGGAAAUGCUUUUCCAGAUUGAUAAUGCAACUGGAGCAAUCUCACCAAGCAGGAAAGGCUCUUAUUACUUGGAUCCUCAAAAGCAGGACACCUUCAUACUUGUUGUCUCCGUGAGGGAUAUGGCAGGGACGACACCGAAUGCUUUCACCAGCAGUGUUGAUGUGAUCAUCACUGUGAAGGAGAGCCUGUGGAAAGCUCCCCCCAUCAUCUACAUCAAAGAAAACUCAACCCAAGCCCACCCUGUCAACAUCAGCAAGGUGCAGUCAAAUGAACCAGGUGUAAUUUAUGGCAUUUUUGAAAAAGAAAAGCUGCCAAGGCUCCCAUUUUCCAUCAGUGAGAAUGGGGAUAUUUAUGUGACCCAACCAUUGGACAGGGAAGAAAAGGAUACUUAUACAUUCUUUGUGGUGUCGAAAGAUAACACGGGAGAGCUGGUGGACAAGCCUUUGCAAAUUCAUGUUAUUGUGGAAGACAUCAAUGACAAUCCCCCUGUGUGUCAGCAGGACCUCACCAUAAUUGAAGUUCAAGAAAAUGAAAAGGGAGGGAGUAACAUUGGCUCUGUGUUGGCUACGGACAUGGAUAAGAAGGACACCCUUUACUCUCGUCUGCAUUUCCAAAUCCAAAGUCAGGAACCUCAAUUUCCCUCAAGGAAUCUCUUCUAUAUUCAGCAAGACACCGGGACUUUGCAAUUAACUGGCCCUUCCUUAAGCAAGCGUGAUUCAGCCAAGUAUUUCUUGAAGGUCCUGGUGACAGAUUCAGCAUUCGAAACAAUCUGUAAUGUGGAAGUACAUGUCAUCGACAUCAAUGAUCAAAUUCCCAUCUUUAAAAAUUCAGAUUAUGGUAGUGUGACUGUGGCAGAAGAUAUCCCAAUAGGAAGUAUGAUAUUAGAAAUCGAAGCAACUGAUGGAGAUGAGCCUGCCACAGGGAGCUCCCUCAUCAUCUACCAAGUGAAGGAAGGUGAUCCAAACAACACGUUCACCAUAGAGACAGACGCUGAAACAAACCGAGGGUUCAUCAAGAUUAAAGAGGCUCUUGAUUUUGAAACAAUGCCUGUGUACAACCUGGUGAUCAAUGCCACAAACCCCGAACCGCUGGUGGAAGGUGUGCAGUACAACUCAAGCUCUUUUACCGUGUUGAAAGUUUUUGUGACAAAUGUGGAUGAGCCACCUGUUUUCCAGAAGCCAGUUUACAAAACAGAAGUGUCUGAAGACAUUCCUGUCAAUACCUUGGUCAUGACGGUGGAGGCCUAUGAUCCUGAAGGGGAUUCUGUACGAUACUCCUUGGAAGGUGAUGUGAGAAAAUGGCUGAGAAUUGAUUCAGGCACUGGGCAGGUAUACACUGCUUCCCCUUUGGAUCGAGAAACUGAAGAAAUAUACUCAAUAGAGGUUGUUGUAUCAGAGCAAAAUAAUGCAGCUCAGAAAUCCAAAGCGUUCCUGGUUCUACACUUACGUGAUGUGAAUGACAACUACCCAGAAAUAGCUAAGGAUUAUCCUACUUUCUUCUGCUACCCGGUCAGGGGAGGAGAGAGAACUCUCAUUCAAGCUACUGAUGCUGAUGAACAAUUAUUUUAUUCAAAAUUUACUUUUUCCCUUGCGGAUGAGAUGAAUGCAAGAAAUAAUUGGGAAAUCUCAAAAUUCAAUGCUACUCAUGCUUACCUGUCCCCAAAACAUGCUAACUUUGAAGAGAAGGUGUAUGAUGUUCCAAUAAUACUUAAUGACAAUGGAAAACCGCCUUUGGAAAACAAAGUGAAUCAUAAAGUAAGCAUCUGCAAAUGCUCCAUUGAAAAUUCAUGUUUUAUCGAAAUAGACCGUGAGCACUCCUGGCCAACUGUCGGGCAGGCAAUUGGGAUUCUACUUGCGGUCCUGAUCAUCAUUGGUGCCAUUUUAGCGGGUGUGUUUUGCCACAUGAGAUACAAAGAGAAAAAUAAGAAGAGCGAUCCCAAGGAUGCAAAAGAUAAUGCUGAACUCAACAGACUGACUUAAUGGCUGUUUCAUCAAGAGACAAAACUGCCCUUUGGGUUGUGAAUGAGUGAACUGUGAAGCUUCCAAAGCCCAGAGAUGUACUGUCACAAACACGAUAAAAACAUGCAAAAGUAUACUCCCAGGGGUUUGGCCUCACUUUUGUACAUAAUACUAUUUAGUCACAAACAUAAAACAUAUGUAACCUUUAGCAGCAGCCAUUGGUAAGCUUAUCAGCUUUGACUAAAGUGUUAACUCAUGACAACACCAAAUGUUGAGCUCCUUCAGGGAUCUAUACAUGGGACCAUUCUCCUUCAUCUGACAGCUGAAGUAAAUAUGGACUUUACAGAGGACUACAUUUUGUUGACCUGCACAUAUUUGUCUUUUUCCAACUCAGUAAGUCACUGAACAGGAGACUGGGGAAUAGUCCUGUGCUACAUUUGAAGAUACCCCAUGAAGUUGUAGGAAUCUCUCUGACUCUCAGCAAAAAGGAGAUCCGAAACUUAUUGCACUCUGUAAUCUGCCAUGGGCCGUGCCUACUUACAUUGCACUGAAUUUGUACUAUCAAUGUGGCAUUUCAACUUUUUGUUUUUGAUAUCCCAUAGAGUAAAACCAGUUUGUGAAGCAUCAUGGUCUUUCAUUACAGUUUCCAAGUCAAAAAAACUCUAUGCCGAGUCAUGUAGGUAAUAUGCUGUUUCAUCACACUGCUGCAAAUAUUGCUCUUGCCCCCUACACAUAAGAUAAGAAUAAAAAUGUUCUU